AUGUCGGUAAACCAAAUCCCAAACCUCAACACCCUUCGACGAGGGGGUGGGGGUCUCAGAGCCCGUCUACGCGGUCGAGGUCGUGGAUCUGGAGGCUCUACAUCAGACGAUACACAAAGCCAAGCAGCGAAUAAUACUGCUGCGGCAAAGGAUAAGAUUAUCCAGGGCACUGAUAAUGAUGCUAGUGUCUCGAGAUUGAGUGCUGUGGAGUUGGGCUACUUGGAUGAUGUAUUUGCGCGAGCAUUGACGCCGUCAGGUGGAGGGCCGGGGUCGAGGAGGUUCCCGAUUAUCAAUAGAGGUACAUAUGUCCGAACCACAGCAAUUGACCAACUGGUCAAUUGCUUCCUGGAUGAAGAUGGGAAAUCACAACACGCCACCAAGAAGCAAAUAAUAUCUCUAGGAGCGGGUUCAGAUACGCGUCCGUUUCGAAUAUUCAGCAAGAAGCAACGCAGCCAACUCGUCUAUCAUGAACUUGAUUUUUCAGUAAAUACAUCGGCGAAGAUCAAGGCAAUACGUUCAUCGCCGCUGCUUCAAAGAGCCAUACAGGCCGAUACAGAAGCUCUAUCAACAGCCGGGAAUGAGCAGUAUAUCGCUGAUGAUUCUUUGCAUUUACCUAAUUACCAUAUACAUCCUAUCGAUUUACGGGCCCUUGCUGCUAAAUCCUCUGCGAGUACGGCGAAAUCUGCGAUGAAUGACUCACAACAGCCAACUGAAGACCACAACACCUCUACAGCGGAAACCAAAGAACUUCUCCCAGGAAUAGAUCCAACACUACCGACACUCCUCAUUUCCGAGUGCUGUCUCAUAUACCUAUCACCCGACGACGCAGAUGCCGUGAUUGACUACUUUUCGCAGACAAUUUUCCCACCAACAACCCCUCUAGGCCUAAUAAUAUAUGAGCCUAUUCGACCAGACGACCCAUUCGGAAAAACAAUGGUAUCAAAUCUCGCUGCAAGAGGAAUCCAAUUACAAACCCUGCACAAAUACGCAUCCCUACCGGCACAACGACAACGAUUUGCGCAUCAUAGAUUAGGAUCUGGUCAGGGAGCUGUAGAUAUCGAUUUUAUAUGGAAUUACUGGAUUAGUAAUGCUGAAAAGGAGCGGGUUGCGGCCUUGGAGAUGCUGGAUGAGAUUGAGGAGUGGAUUUUGUUGGCACAGCAUUAUUGUGUGGCUUGGGGAUGGCGGGGUGAUAUUGGCAAGGGAGAUUUUGCUUUGUGGAAGGGAAUUAGGAGCGAGUGA
Messenger RNA from Talaromyces stipitatus ATCC 10500, 1239 nucleotides. Its product is annotated as Leucine carboxyl methyltransferase superfamily. The record is from RefSeq and is a predicted model, not a curated record. The transcript has 2 exons. NCBI's taxonomy places the organism in Eukaryota, Fungi, Ascomycota, Eurotiomycetes, Eurotiales, Trichocomaceae. Gene Ontology annotation, molecular function: protein C-terminal leucine carboxyl O-methyltransferase activity. Gene Ontology annotation, biological process: C-terminal protein methylation. The coding region runs from base 1 to 1239 and encodes 412 amino acids.